UUUUAUUUUAGAAGAAUCCAAAGGAAAUUCCAGCACUAUGUUACCUCAUUAUCUGGUAUCCAUGGUGGUUCAUCUAACAGGAAUGGACUAGAGACAUCUUCCUCUAAACUGACGGUGCGAAGGCCACUUUUUGAUCGCACUAACAUUUUCCCAGGGGCCGCCAUAUUUACAACUAAUCAGAGGCAACAAGAGUGAUGUAAACAUGUGGAAUAUUAAAAUAGGAAUAAAAACCUAAAUAGUCAUUCAAAUUAUUUUCUUGGCCAAAACACCUGUUUUGAAAUAUUAAACAUAUCAUAAGAAAAGGAUCGAAUCAAAAACACAGUAAAUUUAUCAAAAUUAUAAAGAUCAAUCUUAGUGUCCUUUAAAUAAUGACGUCAUUUCUACUUCGAAAAACAACAUUUCUAUUAUCGCCCACUAUUUCUCAAAUAUGUAGAUUAGUCAUUGUCACAUCAAUUUGGACAUUCGGAUGGAAUAAAUCAUGAUAUAGUGUAGUUCACUUGUCAAAGUAUACACAUAAACAAAAACGAUGUUCUAAUGUAGCAGGAUUAUAUGGUAAUUCUCAACUAGAAAAUGGCAAACUUUCGGGGUUCGACUUCUGAUUUCAUCAAUUUUUUGACUAUGAAAAAUUCAAAUUAUUGGAGAAAUAUAGCUGGGUUGUUUAUCAUAUUACCCCAGUUUAUACAUGGAUCAAUGUAUCACAUAACUGAUCAAGAGUGGGAAUGGAGGGAUGGCAGUGCUGAAGGAGGACAAUAUUCUACCCAAAUUAUUGACAGUGAUCCAAUAAAAACCCAGCAAUAUCCUGGUUCCCGACAGGGUGCUACAGUAUGGAAUUCUGGGAAGGAACUCUGGCUAUUUGGUGGGAAAGGACCAAAUGGUCGAUCAGGUGCAAUAAAUGAUUUGUGGAAAAUGGAGAAUGAAACAAUGAAGUGGAGUUUAGUUGAGUUUGAUGUUGGUUCUCCCAAGCCAGAGGGAAGAAUGUUAGCCUCAUCUUGUGGUGUACCUGGCUUGUUCUUCUUCAUAUUUGGAGGCAUGGAUGAUAAUGCACAUUUUGGUGAUGCCUGGGUGUUUUACAUGAAAAAGCAAGAAUGGGUUCCCUUGAUAAAUCAAUCUAGAAUUGUUCCACCUAGAGGGGCAGCUGCGUAUUGGUGUCUAAAGGAUAGACUGAUUAUAUAUGGUGGCAGAAAUGUGAAAGGGGACAUAUUAUCUGACAUGUGGUCACUUUCAUUGAAAGACCUUCAGUGGACGCUGCUAAAUAACCCAAGCCCCUCCCCUGGCAGUAGAGAUGGGGGAGCAACAUGGAGUGCCAAAAAUGAAACAAUGAACUUGUAUUUAUUUGGAGGUAAUUCACUAGAGACGAGAGACAGUCACCUGUCUAAAGGCUUCAUGUCGGAUCUCUGGCAGUUCACAGUAGAGACAAACUCCUGGCAGUUACUACAUGGUGACAGUGUUAGACACAAGCCAGGAGUGUAUGGAUCCCUAGGUAUACCUGAUCAAUCUAACAUCCCAGGGAGCAGAAAGCAUAGUGCUACAUGGAUUGACACUCACGGCGAUUUAUGGAUGUUUGGGGGAGGUGGCCAAGAUAAAGAAACUAAAACCACCCCCAGCCAAUCAGGAAAACUUCUCUCUGACCUCUGGGUGUUUGAUAUUCAACAGAGAGUUUGGGUCUGGCUAGGGGGGCCAGAUAUAGGAGAACAGGAGGCCUUCUAUGGGAAACUGCGGAGUAAGUCCCACCAGCAUAUACCUGGGCCUCGCUGGCAGGCUGUCACAUGGUCACACAAGAACACAUUCUAUAUGUUUGGAGGAGAGGGGCAUGAUAAAAACAAUCAAGAUAGUAUAUUAAAUGACCUGUGGUUAUUAACAUUCAAUAUACCCCCCGUGGGACAUAAAAAUGACCCUAAUGGCUUUUUAGGCAUUGGACAAUCUCUCAGUCCUGGAGCUUUAUUAGGGGUAUGUUUUGCAGGAGCAUGCCUCAUCGCAAUUCUAUUUGUUCUGUUGAUGUAUGCAAAGAAGUGUUGGCAUGCUCCAAGACACAAACCUGUGUUGUACAACAUAAGGUAUUCAUCUUUGAUUGACGAUGAGCAAUUUGAAGAUGAUUUUACUGAUGACGAACAAGAUGAGCUAUUUGAACAAAAUAAAUGGCGUCAAAAUGGAAAAUCCAGUAACACGAUGAGAUAAUAGAUGGACAAGACAGUUUCUUAUUCAUUUAAUCUUCUUUAAUUGGAUUAGUCAACUAUUAUAUCAGGCGUAGUCACCUUUUGUAAGGCCUAGGUACCUAUUUUAAGACCUAGGUAGCAUCCAUUGUAAGGCCCGCACUGUAAAAUCACGGUACCAUAUGGUACAUAAAGAGUAUCCAGGUACCAUAAGGUACCGUUGGAGUAUGGUGUUGUUUAGUGUUCAGGGUACCGUACUGUAUCAUUUUAGUCUGCGGUACCAUACAGUAUCAUAUCAUACGGUACUGUACGGUUCUGUUGCAGAUGGGCUGUGUAGUCACCCAUUGUAAGACCUAGGCCCAUAUCGGAAGGCCUGAGGCCUCAUUAUCUGGUCAGCGCUAAAUUAGGCAAUGCAUUUGGGCUGGUUUCCCUUUGAGAUGACUGAAUAAUACCGACUUGCUUGCCACUCGCUAAAUAUUUAC
This is a messenger RNA of Owenia fusiformis, 2632 nucleotides long. The record is from the annotation of a GenBank genome assembly. Lineage: Eukaryota; Metazoa; Annelida; Polychaeta; Sabellida; Oweniidae.